Messenger RNA from Panicum virgatum (switchgrass), 1179 nucleotides. RefSeq names its product E3 ubiquitin-protein ligase EL5-like. NCBI's taxonomy places the organism in Eukaryota, Viridiplantae, Streptophyta, Magnoliopsida, Poales, Poaceae. The transcript has a single exon. The record is from RefSeq and is a predicted model, not a curated record. The coding region runs from base 259 to 1179 and encodes 306 amino acids.
GUCAUCACAAGUUGACAGGGGCUUAAACACUUUACGAGUCCCCCUAAACCAUGAGCUCAAGCUGCUCUACUCAAAUUAAGAACAUCGAUCCCCCACCCACGCCAUCACACCAACUCCAACCGGCCGCUCCAACUCCGAAGCUCACCAAAACCUCUCCAAGAACGCCAACGAACAUCCCCAUAAAUCGGUCGCGGCCACGUGACACCAAAAGAAGCUCGCUCACACCGAAGGCGAUCCAGCAGGGCUCGAGGGACCAUCAUGUCGUCGUUGCCCGAGGACGUCGACGCGGGCGGCGGCGGCGGCGGCCCGCCCGUCGCGUGGUGGAGCGCGGCCUCUCCGGCGGGAGGCGACGUCGUGCUCUCCGCCGCCGUCCUCCUCUUCCUCGCCCUCGCCUUCGCGUUCGUCGUGCACCACUACUUCACGGUCAGUCGCCGCGGCGGCGCGCGGGGCGGCGGCGGCUUCGUCACGACCGGGGUGUUGUCGAGCGCCCAGCCCGAGCGGCGCGGCACGUUAAGAGAAGGCGAUGCCGCCGUGGCCCCUCGUGGCGGCGUUGAGCCGGCGGUGCUCCGGGCGUUGCCCGUGACGGUGUACAGCAGGGCGAAGGGCCGGGGCGGCGAGGCGCUGGAGUGCGCCGUGUGCCUCGCCGAGCUCGCCGACGGCGAGGCGGCCAGGUUCCUGCCCAGGUGCGGGCACGGCUUCCACGCCGAGUGCGUCGACCUGUGGCUGCGCGGGCACUCCACCUGCCCGCUCUGCCGCGUCGACGUCGACAGGGCGGGCGCCCUGCCGCCGGCGCCAUCGUCCCUGGCCCUCCCACCGGCGCUGCCGGAGCCCGCCAACUACCCCACAAAUCUCCCGACCAACGUCCUGUUCUGGGGGUCCCUGGACACGGUGACGACGACCGGCGGCCCGAGCCCUUCCCGUGGACCACCGGCGGCGCUGGUCGUCGAGGUCCGGGACCGGGAGACAGCCGCACCGGCUGUGGCGGCGACGCCGCGAGAAGGUGACGCGGCGAAUAAGGCGCAGGGCCUGGCGAGGCUGAGCUCGCUCCGGAGGCUGUGGAGCAGAGGGAGGCAUGACGCGGCGGCUGCGAGUGCGAGCUCCAGUUCCUGCAGCCAAGCCACUGCAGGUGAUGGCACCGGCACCGCCGUUGGAAAUUUGGAAUCUUACGUAGGACUAUAG